AAUAAUAAAGAACGUUAUAGUGCUUUUUUGAAAAAUCUUAUAAAAAUUAAUGUCCUGAUCAUCUAAUCGUAGAUAAAUCAUAAUGGAGCAGCAGCCAAAAUCAACGAUGAUAUUUAUAAAUCCAAAAUUUAAGAAUGCAUACAUAAAUCCGAAUUUCUUGAAAAGUAAUUCAAAUACAAUUCAUGUGAAUCCAAAAUUUUUGCAACAUAUGAAUGCUCAACAAAGUCUCCAGCAGCAACAAACUCAGGCCAUAAAUAUAGCACAAUCUAAACCAAUAGUUCCAGUUUUAAAUAGUAAUGCCAUUAUCAAGAAUACUAAAAGAUCUCUUAUAAGAGCUCCUGCUAAAAUCGAUAGUAAAAUUGCUCAAGGUCAAAAGUCAGUUCCAGUAAAUUAUGCAAAGAAAAUGAACUUGAUUAAAAUCAGUAACACAAAAUUAGUAAAUGCUUCACAUUUGAUGAAGGAACAGCAGAAGGAAAACGAGAAAAUUAAAAAGGCUACAGAAUCAAUCAUAAAAACAAAGAAGCUAAUGAAAAAGUCGGAAGCUGAGCAAUCAAUCUACAAAUUGGAUAGGACCAAAUCAAGUCCUGGAUUAGGGAAGAAGAAAAAGAGAAUUGUCAGUACAUAUUCAGUACGUCGAGUUGAUUCUGCUGAGAAACUUACACCAAAAAAAGUUCUCGUCACUGGCCAUAAAUUACUAAAGUCGGACAAUUCGUCUAGUCGUUCAUCAUCAAAGAACAAGAAAAUGUUAAUGGUUAAUAUUAAUGGUGUUUUAUAUCGAUCAACAAAUAAUAAGCUUGAAAAGAAUUCAAUUUCUCCGAAAAAGAAGGCUCCAGCAACGACUUCGAAUGAAAAGUUGCUCAUCAUUAGAGGUCAAAAAUUCGUCUUAGAUUCUUCAGGAACAAAACUUAAACGUGAUGGUGAGAAUGUUGAUAAGAAUCUAUCUAGGAUUGAUAUUGGUGGAUUAACAUAUAAGAAAAAAGCUUCAAACGGAUCGUACGAAAUAGACAACAGUCAUCAAGUUAGAAAUCAUUUAACAAUGGCUAAAACUAAAAGCAUAACACUUCUUCAGCGUGUUAAAGUUACGAAUAUGAUAUGUCCAGUUUAUCGUCGACUUGGAAAAUGUCUAGCUUAUGCAAAUGGAAGGUGCUCAAAAGUUCAUGAUCCACGCUACGUUAUUGUUUGUCCAAAUUUUAUUAAAGGAUCAUGUAAACAUGAAAAGUGCCUUCUUUCGCAUAAUGUAAAUCUUCAUAAAAUGCCAGUCUGCAAAUAUUAUCUCAAAGGGCAGUGUCUAAAGACUAAGGAAAACUGCUUGUAUCUUCAUAAGAAGUUAACUGAUGGAACCAAGCUUUGUGUAGAAUUUGUCAAGGGUUAUUGUCCAUUAGCGGACAAAUGUAAUUUACUGCAUGAUUUUCCGGAAAAUGGAAGUAAAAAGUAUUCUUAUGUACGGAAGAGUAAGGCUGAAAGUGGAAAAAAGAAGGAAGUUCCAGCACCAUCGAAUACUCCAAUUACACCGCAACCAACAACAGAUGCACGGUAUUUUGAAGAAUCUAGUUCAUCGUCUCAAGUAAUUCAAAAUAUACCUAAGCUUACCAAGACUGCUCCUUCAUUGCCAGAUUUCAUCAAAAUUUAGCUUUGGUUCCGUUAAGUUCAACAGAAUAUUUCUGUGAUUUUUUUUUAUUUUUGUCUUUUUUUAAUACGCUUCUUUAUCAGACGGAUGUUACGGUAAGUAGCUGAUAACAUUAUUUUUUUCCGUAAUCCACAAGUCGUUCAAAUUUUAUGGAAAAGAGCUUUAUGAUGCCAAU
Chironomus riparius is the source of this 1802-nucleotide messenger RNA. Lineage: Eukaryota; Metazoa; Arthropoda; Insecta; Diptera; Chironomidae. The record is from the annotation of a GenBank genome assembly.